AUGGCGUAUUAUUCUAUUUUUAAACGGUCAUGGCGUAAAACCGUCGCAUCCCUACAGGAAAAUAUAAUUAUUUCAUUACUUAUAAUAUGUCCAAACCUUGUUGUCUAUAAUGGACAUGCUAUUCCAAAGAAAUAUCGCGAUUAUGCUAAAACUGUUCCAAAACAAGCUUAUAAGCUUAUAAAUGCAGGAUUACAGAUUGACUAUCCAAUAGAUAUUGGAGAAGUUCAAAUGGAGAUCAAUAAAUUUAAUUUAGAUGAACUUUACAAUUUUGAAGCCGUUGAUAGUGAAUCAAGUGCAAGUUUUCCUCCAUAUAUACGAAGCACACCUGAUGAUUCUCGUAGUGUUUACAGUGUUUUCAGUCAAUCUUCUCCAAAAUAUAGAAAAUGUUUCCACUCUCCAAGCAGACACGAAUAUAAAGAAAAUACAGAGAAGAAGAAGAUCACCAGAAUUCAAAGCCAAAAGCUUUUGAAAUCCGUUAAAAAUAUUUUAGAAAAAUCUGGGUUUGAUAUCCACCAAAAUUCCAAAACGUCAUCCGUUUUGCUUAAGUUAUCAGAAUUACUUAAUUCUGGAAACAUAUCAUUUUGA
This is a messenger RNA of Trichomonas vaginalis G3, 585 nucleotides long. RefSeq lists its product as uncharacterized. The transcript has a single exon. NCBI's taxonomy places the organism in Eukaryota, Parabasalia, Trichomonadida, Trichomonadidae. Bases 1 to 585 code for a protein of 194 amino acids. The record is from RefSeq and is a predicted model, not a curated record.